AUGUUGUUUUUCAAUUUCUAUCUCCUCUCUCUCUCGCUCGCUCGUUCGUCGUGUGGAAGACACGCAUACACAAGCUCUCGAACUCAUUCCGAAUAAAACGCACAAAAUCGAAUGGAUGCUAACAAAGCGGCAGAAACGGCAGCCAAAGAUAAUGCCGCCGAUAAGGUAAUCGAGUCGAAGGCAGUGGAGAAUGCAGCGGCGGCCACCGAGGACCGCGAUGAGCAGUCCAAAGGAGCCGAACAGGAGUCCGAUGCAACGACACCCGCUCCCGAGGACGACGCGGCCUCCGCCACCACCGCUGAUGACGUCGCUGAUAAAAAGCCCAAAGGAGACACAGCGGCAGCCCCCACCCCCGACUCGGAUGCAGGCGCAUCGGACAAAAAGGAGGCAUCGCCUGCUCCAGCGAAGAAAGUGAGCAUUAACAGCAGCAAAGAUGCAAAGAAGGAGGAUGCAAAAAAGGAUGAUGAGGAUGGAAACGACGACGAUGCCGAUGGACAAGAGAAUGACGAGGACGAGGACGAGGAGAAGGCUAGCGAUGAGGAGAGCGACAGGACCACCAAACCUGCGGCGGAUGAAAAGCACAAAAGAAGCGACGCCACGGAUGGGGCCAAGGGCAAGGCAGCUGCGGGAACUGACAAAUCUGCCCCAGCCAAGAAGACAUUGUCCAAGCCAAAAAAUGGUAAGGUGGAGAAGUCAGAGGACGAAGACGAGGAACCCGAAGAUGGUGACGAGGACGACGGACUGGAUGAGAACAAUGAGGUGGCCGAGGACGAUGAGAAUGUCGUGGCUUUGGCAGAGAUUGAUCGCAUCAAUGAGAACAUCAACAAGACUCGUGUUGACGGCCUACAGACCCUGCAUGCGCUCUGCUUUGGGGCGCAAGGCAAGAACAAUGUUGUGAAGAAGAAUCUGCGCUCCUUUGCUGGUUUCGAGUUCGCCAAGGACUCGGCGGAAUACAACAAGAAACUCGAUGCCAUCAAGAAGGUGGACAACAAAGGGCUGCGCAGCAUUUGCGAGAUUCUCACAUUGGAUCGCAAAGGCAGCAAGAAUGAGAUUGUUAUGCGAGUGCUCAAAUUUCUGAUGGAGCCGGAUGAAUCGCUGUGCUUAGAGCAGGGCGACGAAGACGAGGAGGAGCCAGACGAGGACGAUCUGGACGAAGAAGAGGAGGAGGUCAGCGAGGAUGACAAGAAACGUAAGAGCAGCAAGUCGGGUGCUUCCGGCGGCAGAGGCUCGGCCCGUAAUUCUAGCGGACGUCCCCGGCGAUCAACGGCAGGCAAAAAAAUGUCUGCGUACGUUGACUUUUCUAGCUCCGAGGAGAGCGAGCACAAAGUGACGGUGGCCAAACGGAGACGCAACGAUGACUCCGAGUCUGGCUCAGACUACAAUCCCUCGGCCAACUCAGAGUCGGAUGGCGGUCGUGGAGGCGGCGGUGGUGGUGGUGCUGGUGCCGGCAAGGCUGGUCGCAACGUGUCUGUUCGCGGCAGCCGUGGUCGUCCUGCGCGCAAAAGUCGGCGAAGAAACUCGGACUCUGAGGAAGAAGAGGAAUCUGAAAUAUCCGAUGCUGACAGCGAUGUGCCGAAGCGCAAGCGCGGAGCUGUUACUGGCAAACGUGGGCGACCGGCAGUAGCUGCCGUGGCUGGGCGACGGGGACGUGGACGGGGAGCAGCAGCGCGAAAACGCAAAGAUUCCGACAGCGAGGAGGAUGACAUUUCCGAAGAUGAGGAGGAGGAGGAACUGUCGGAGUUUGGCAGCGAUCAAAGUGAGGAUGUACGCCCCAAGAAGAGUAGGAAGCCCACAACGCCUGCGAGAAAUAGCAAAGCUAACAAUAAGUCAAAACCAGCUGGAAAGGCCGAUGGUCGACCAAAAAAAUCAAAGAAAGAAUCAUCCGAGGAAGAGGAAGAUGAUAUCGAUGACAAAGAUGAGUCCGACGAGGACGAGCCACUAACCAAAAAGGGCAAAAUGGCAUUCCCAACGGAUGAGCAAAUACGCGGCUAUGUCAAAGAAAUUUUGGAUAAAGCAAAUUUGGAGGAGAUUACCAUGAAAACAGUUUGCAAGCAAGUCUAUGCGAAAUAUCCAGAAUUUGAUCUAACAGACAAGAAAGACUUUAUUAAGGCCACAGUAAAAGCGUUAAUUGCGACAUAAAACGAAGACGGGAGGCAUCUUCAAGCCGGAGGAAGGGCCAGGUCCUGUAAACAAGCAAAGCAAAAUAAAGCAAACAGCGGCAGAAAAGUAACCUUUGCCACCCUUUGAAAGCUGUUUCAACACCAUCCAACGUUCGGCGUAGUUCAAGAAAAAGUAACUCUAGUUCUCCUAUAAGUAUAUGAUGAUGAUUUGUGCUCGUACAGCUAUCUGAAGUUAAUCUUAAACUCAACGACAGAGGCAUUCGCAUGAUAUCGCCGUCUGUACACUCUUAUAUAUAUUCAUGUGUAUAUAUAAACUUCUUAUUUGUCCCAGAAGGAGACGCCCCCACGCAUUAAAUUUCCUUUCUAAAAAUGGCUAAAUGUGCUCUUGACAGCUCUGCAAAAUGUGUGUAAAUUAUGCAAAAAAGGAUAAAUUUGUAAAAACAAAAACAAAAUCAGUUAAAAAACGUACUAAAAAUUAGCUAUUUUGAUUGACAUUCAAAACAAAAAAAAAUAUGUAUUUUAAAAUAAGGCAAGAUAAUUUAAAAAGAAGAAAGUAAAGCGAACGAAAAAUUAAAAAUAAAUAACCAAAAUUCACACACUGGCAGCAGUACAAAAAAGUAAUAAUGAAUGAAGGAAUUAAGCCACACUGAAACGUAAAUGGAAGAAGACUUACAAUUUUAAUUAUUGCAACACUUUUUGGCAAUGUAAAAACAAAUUAAACUUUGGGCGAGUAACUUUAGUUUUAAGAUGCAAAAGCACACACAGAAGGCAGAGUAGUGAGUGAAUUGAAUGAUAAUUAAUUGACGAUGCCAGCGGAGGUUUCCGUCACUCGUUUGGGCACAUGACCAGUAUCCCAUCCCCACAUCCCACGAACUCCCAAAAUCCUAUUCAGACCCAAGUGUUUCGCCCCUAGUAGUUGAGGAGGAUGGAAAGACAGGAAGGAGGAGAUACAUAGGUUUCUCGACAACAAAACGCAACUGGGAACACGCUCAUCAAAUAAAUGAAUGAAAGAGUUAAAUAUUAUAAAUAUUUAUAAAUGUGAACAUGGCGGAAAUAGAUGUAUGUUAAUUUUAAAAACUAAAAGGCAAGUACACAACACAAAUGGAUAUCAAGCAGAAACAUUUAAUUAUUGUCGGGAGAAAACUUAAAGAACAAAUUCAAAAUAUAUAUACAUAAAUAUAUCUAAAAACGUCAGCAUCUCAAUGUAAGUUUUCUUCUAGUAAACUCGUAAAUAAAAUAGCAGAACUAAAAUCCAAAAUAAACAC
Molecule: messenger RNA, 3385 nt
Organism: Drosophila subobscura
Lineage: Eukaryota; Metazoa; Arthropoda; Insecta; Diptera; Drosophilidae
Gene: Dek
Product: protein DEK
Exons: 11
Coding region: 112-2139 (675 amino acids)
Biological process (GO): regulation of double-strand break repair; chromatin organization
Cellular component (GO): nucleus
Molecular function (GO): histone binding; DNA binding
Source: RefSeq, a predicted model, not a curated record